CCCACCGCGACCAGCAGCGACCACAAUCUCUCCGACCACCGCAACAUUAUCAACCUUUGAAACAACACAUACACCACCUCCACAUCAUACACAAUGUGGAACCCAGACGGCAGCGGCAGGCAUGCCCCCGUCAACCUGUCCACCCACUCGUCGUCGUCGUCCUCGGCGCUCCUCAACAACAUCCGCGCAGAGCGCACCGCCCGCGAGGAGCAGCGCAAGCGCGAGGCGGCCGCGACCGUGAUCCAGAGCCUGUGGCGGGGCCGGUCCGCCGCCGCGCGCGUGCAGAACGAGCUGCUCGACGCGUUCGAGCGUGGCCAGUUCCCCUCCGUCGAGCGCGGGGUACGCGCGCUCGUCGUCCUCCUCGGCCAGGACAGGCCAGCGACACGCCAACGCGUAGGCAAGAUCCUCGAGGCGUGGACCACGGCCGCGCGCCAGGUCGAUGGUGCAGGACACCCGGCGUUCGCGGCAGGCCUCACGGACCCAGAGUACUUGCUCGUCUUUGCGCUCGUGUGCGCCAGGAUACUCGGCUUCGUCAGCGGCAGUCCUCGGACGCAGCUCGCUGCCCAUCUCUUAUCGUCACUCGACGCCUUCUUGGAACCCGCAGCCUGGGGCGCAGUGCCAGAUGCUCAGAGGGCGGCCUUUGUGACGGUGCUCGCGUCACAACAAUGGGUCGAGACGGGCGUCAAGGUGUUGAAGGACCUCGUCGCCGCGAGCCUCCCGAAGAGGAAGCACGCUUCCCUACAGCCUCUGGUGCGACUGCUGACGCCGGCGAUCCUCCCGAUAACGACAGACUCACCGUUUGUUCCACCACUCGUUAACGUCCUCCUCGCUGUGCCGUCCCUCGCGUCGUCAAUCCCCAUCACUUCGGUCCCCUACCUGUCCACGCAUCUCGCAUUAUUCUCCGCCCUCCUGCCAGCAGCCGCGGCAAAUCCUGAGCUCCUGUCACAAAAUGGUCUUGCGACAGAGCUCGGCCGUACCCACUUCCUUGCCAACCUGGCCACCUUUGGAAUCAACGGCGGCUUGCUGGCGCGAAACGGUCGUCAGGGGAUGACCGACUGGAUGAAGGUCGUCGGGACUGUCAUCGGGACACUGGGUGAGGGCUGGGGCCAGUGGGUCGAGCGCGCCGGCGCCACGGGAGCUGCAGGUGCACACACGCGUGCUCUCGCUCGUGCAGCCGAGACCAUCGACAGCGACGACGAGGCAGGCGACGGCCGCAAAGUUCACCGACCAGUACUCCCCGCCAGCGUCAGCACCAAGCUGCUCCUCCUCACCUCCUCAGACCAGCUGGCCACCCUGGCCUCAUUCGUGCUCAACUCGACUUCUCCCGGCCUGCUCGGUGACUUUGCCGACUUUGUUCUCGGUAUUCUGAAGGCCUUUAGGGGAUCGACCAGAUGGGAGGCAACAUUGGACGCCGUGCUCGAGGGGAAGCGUGGUCGUGCGUCCGUCAAGCAACUGUGGCGUGAAGGCGUUCGCGGAAAGUGGGACAGCUCGCGACGAGGAUGGGACAAUUGGCAGCAAAAUCCAAACACCUCAGUUCUGCUACUACUAUCCCACGUCUACUCCCACUUCCUCCUUCUGGCUCCCGACGACGAGUUUUUCGAGUCGCAGAGCAACCCCCUCUCGCUCGACGAGGUCAAGGAACUGUCGACGAUAUGGCGCGACUUGGCAUUCUGGGGUUACAUGAACGGCGUGGCCGAGCAUCCUUCCAGCACCAGCGGUACCGACGAGGUCCGGUCCUUAUUCACGCGAGCUGUCACUCGUGUCGCUGAGAGGAAUGCGAGGCGCAAGUUUGCCCCCGACAACUUCUGGGUCAUGCAGACGGAUCUGCAGGGAUUCGUGGAGGCAGUCAAAGACGAAGACCACGUGCUCAGCGGCGAGUCAGAGGAGCACCAGGAAGGGCCUCGCUACCGCCCACGGCACCUGUCGCGCCGCCAGCUUGCAUUCAGCUCGCCUCGCAUCGGCCUCCUCAACAACCUGCCCAUGGCGAUUCCGUUCGGCACGCGACUCCAAGUAUUCCGCGAGUUUGUGCGAGCUGACCAGGAACGCCUGGGUAUCUCACGCUAUGACCGGCGAACUCGACACAAGGCCACGAUUCGCCGAACCAACCUCGCCGAGGAUGGAUUCCGGCAGCUGAAUCGACUCGGCCCGGCGCUCAAGGGCACGAUCGAGAUCAGCUUUGUCGACAAGUGGGGCCAGGAGGAGGCUGGUAUCGACGGCGGUGGCCUGUUCAAGGAGUUCUUGACGGAGAUGUCCAAGGAGGCGUUUGACACGGAGCGUGGCCUGUGGUUGGCGAACAACAGCAACGAGCUGUAUCCCAACCCGCACUCGUACUCGACCGAGUCUCACCAGCUGCAGUGGUAUGGCUUCAUUGGCCGUGUCCUAGGCAAGGCGCUUUACGAGGACAUUCUUGUCGACGUGACCUUUGCUGGCUUCUUUUUGGCCAAGUGGCUCGGUCGCCAGUCGUACCUCGACGACCUCGCAUCCCUCGACCGCGAGCUGUACAACGGCCUGGUCAAGCUCAAGAACCUGCCCAACCCCGAGGACCUGGAACUCUACUUUACCGUCACCGAGGACGAUUUCGGCGUCGCGAGGAGCGUCGACCUGGUGCCCGGUGGCUCGGACAUUGCCGUCACUGCCGCCAACCGGCACGAGUACAUCCAGCUCGUGUGCAAGUACAAGCUUGACAGGCAGAUUGCACAGCAGAGCAGGGCAUUCUUCUCGGGCCUGUCCGACAUUAUCGACCCGACAUGGCUGCGCAUGUUUGACCAGCAGGAGCUGGCUCAGCUUCUCGGCGGCGAGGAGACGCCAAUCGACCUGACCGACCUGCGCCAGCAUGCGCAGGUGACGGGCUACGAAGACGGGUACACGCCGCAGCUGUUCUGGAAGGUGGUCGCGGGCUUCACUCAGGAGGAGCGGCGCUCGCUCUUGAGGUUUGUGACGGGCUGCUCGCGCCCGCCGCUGCUGGGCUUUGGGUACCUCAACCCUGGCUUUGCGAUUCGCAACGGCGGCGCGGACACGGAGCGGCUGCCGACUGCGUCGUCGUGCGCCAACCUGCUCAAGCUGCCCGACUACAAGAAUGAGCGUGUACUGCGGACCAAGCUACUGCAGGCGAUCAACAGUGGCGCGGGCUUCGACAUGAGCUAGAGGGUGGACGGGGUUGUGAGGGUUGAUUGUUGUGUGUAGUUGUAGAAGAGCUAGAUAGCAUGUUGGCGGGGUAUGCAGGCAUAG
This is a messenger RNA of Vanrija pseudolonga, 3228 nucleotides long. RefSeq names its product putative E3 ubiquitin protein ligasec (gene SPAC167.07c). Gene Ontology annotation, molecular function: ubiquitin protein ligase activity. The transcript has 9 exons. Gene Ontology annotation, biological process: ubiquitin-dependent protein catabolic process; protein polyubiquitination. Bases 94 to 3144 code for a protein of 1016 amino acids. The record is from RefSeq and is a predicted model, not a curated record. NCBI's taxonomy places the organism in Eukaryota, Fungi, Basidiomycota, Tremellomycetes, Trichosporonales, Trichosporonaceae.